Messenger RNA from Prorocentrum cordatum, 4101 nucleotides. The record is from the annotation of a GenBank genome assembly. Lineage: Eukaryota; Dinophyceae; Prorocentrales; Prorocentraceae.
AUGGAGCUCAGCGACGACGGCGCUCGCUCCCAAGCCAAGCGUCCUCUUGCUGAUUGUUCUGCUGGCGCCGGAAGCGAAGCCUCGUCUCCUACUCAGGCACAGGGGCUGCCGAAGCUCGUCUCCAGGCGCGGCAUGCUGAACUCCCUCUCGGACCACUCGAGGAGCAGGCACUCGGCCGCCCGGGCGAGGCGCCUCUUCGUGCGGGACGCCCAGAUCAGCAUUCUAGUCGGAGUUUGGACCGUGAUCCUGUCGUUGCCCGUGAUCGUCUGGCCCAUCGCGACUGCCCUCUGGGACAGGGGGUGCAAGGACUUAUGGGCCCACGACUGCGUCAACACGAAGUAUUGCUUGUGGAAGAGAGACGGGUUGUCACCGUUUGGCACCUGCCUGAGCAGGGGACGAGGGUAUUUGACAAUGUGGGGAAGCAUGGUCAUGCAGUUUGUUUUCUCUGUCUAUAUUGACUACGGCAGCUCUGCGAAGUUCACACUGCAAGGCGCAUUUGGCACAUUCCUCGCCUUCGCCAAUAUUGAAUUCUUGAACACUGUUCUCGGGUCCUGGCUCGGCGGCGGAGCUUACCGAGACCAAUUCUGCACCUAUAACGGUAAGCGAAUCGACUGUGAGCAUAUGUUCAUACCUAUUCUGGAAGACAGCCGGAAUAUGACUGUGAACUCAUUAUGGUUGCCCUUAUGCCACGACGCAUUCCAGGUUUACGCCGGCACAGGCGACGUCUGUUGGCUCAAUGUCUGGUGGAGCAUGAUGGACUUCCACGGAACGAUGAAACUGCUUUUCGUUAUGUUUGAUUUCAUACUCUUUGUCGUGUUCGUAUUGGUUAUUGGCACGGAUACCAACACUCGCAUGUUCGCGCUGAGCACUCACGUUUACUUCAUGAUGGCGUUCCUCAAUCCCACGGCGGACGACUUCCACAAGUUCCCCUCGACCGCGUUCAACUACGCGGGCAUGAUCGCGGUCGCUUGCGUCUUCGCGGGCCUGUGCUUCCACAUCCCCAAGCGGCGUUUCACGGCCCUGGCGGCGGCCGAGGGGCUGUGCCAGGACGUCGCUGAGAGCACCGCCGUACUGCUGUCCUCGGUGCACGGCGGCACCGGAGAGCUGAUGCGGCAGAAGGUGCGGGCCGCCCUGGCGGAGACGCAGGCGACCCUCCGGGAGCUCGACGAGGCCCUCUCGUCCGCGUGGUUCGAGGACUUCGGCAGGGGGCGCACUGCGCGCAGGCGGCGGAGGAUCCGCUGCUUCGCCGACUGCCUGCGGCACUGCCUCAGCCGCGUCCCCGCCGUCCAGCAGGCUGGGGCGGCCCUCUCCGCGCAGGACGCCGAGGUCGUGGAGGCGCGCGUCGCCUCCCUGCCGGCCGCCUGCGCGGCCGCGCGGGACCUGCUGGCCGCGGCCGCGGAGGACGCGCUGCAGCGCGGCGCCUCUGGCGCGGCCGGCGCGGAGGCCGAUCCCCUCGCCGCGCCGCUGGCCCAGGCGCAGCGCUGCCUCGGGGCCGCCGGCCGCGAGCUGGAGGCGCUGCGGGCCGGGGGCGGUGCGCCCGCGGGCGGCUCCGCGGCGGGGGCACGGCAGCUCUCGGAGCAGGUCUCGGCCUUCCUCUUCAUCGUGUCCGGGAUCGUUGCGGACACCCUCGAGGCGGUCAAGGACGCCCCGUGGCGAGACGCAGCCCGGCGGGAGUCCGACCACGGCUGCUCCCGGACCCUCCAGAUUCUUCGGACUGUGCGGAGCCACUUCGGCGUCGCCCGCGGGGGAGGCUUCUCCGUGCAGCAUCCGCGGUUCGUUCUGCGCACCACGCUGUCCCUCUUCAUCGGGUUCGUUGUGGGGUGGCGCGGCAUUUGGAACGUCCUCCCGGCGUACUCGUACUACCCCGCUAACACGAUAGCGGUGAUCGCCUACACCUACACGGGCUCAAACAUGCCAGUCACGAUCCGCAGGGUGUCUGGCGUGGUACUCGGCAAGGUUAUUGGUACGUCCUUGCAGCUGUACUUCGCAGUCGAGGAGGUUGGAAAGGCAUCUGGUUUUGCAAUAUGUAUGUUUUCUGUUGUCGUCGUGAAUUUCUUCUUGUAUUUGCAUGCGGACAAAGGCAUCGGCUACGUGUGCUGUCUUACAGCAGCCUUCGCCGCGAGCAGCAUGAUCCCUGCCAAUGGCAUGUUCAGGCCAGAUGAAAAGCCGAACUUCGCAGAGCUGACCCCAGGCCUCCUCACAACCAUCAUCUCGACCGUGAUCGGGGUCUCCGUCCUUACCGUCGUGGACCUGGCCCUCGGCUCCAGCGCCGCCGGCGAGGCGCGCAAGCGGCUGGAGCGCGUGCUGAGGCGCGCGAGGGGCUUCUUGGCCAGCAUCGGCACGGAGGGCGAGGGUGCGCAGAGCGCGCGCUUCUGGGAGGAGGUCGAGGCCCUCUGCGAGGUCGUGCCGUUCGCCGACGCCGAGCCGACGUUCUGGCGCGAGCCGUUCCAGGCGGAGCUGUACGCCGCGCUGGGGCAGCACCUGCGGGAGCUCGGCUCGCACCUGGCCGUGCUGUCCUGGGCGGCGAGGUGCUCCGGAGGACGAGGCCGCAGCGCUGGGGGUCGCCACGCGGGAGGGAACCUGGGCGCGGCCACGGCCGCCGCAGAGGGCGACUCCGUCGGCGAGGACGCGGGGGCGGCGGCGAAGGGCGGAGCGGCCCCUGUCGUCGCUGAGCCCAUGGGCGGCUUCGCUCCUCAGGACGAGAACGCCGCCCCUGGCAACGUGCAGGCGGUCGGCCACGACCCCGCCGACGCGGCGAAGAAGCCAGGAGCUCUGGCUCAGCGCGGAGGGGGCUCUGGGAGGCUGGCGCCCAGCGGCGCGGAGCUCGAGCGCACGUACUUCGAGGCGAGGCAGCGCGAGCGCCGGCUGGCGAACGAGCGCUCCUGCCACAGGGCGAUCCACCACCCCGACGUCGUGCCGGGCACGCCGCGGCUCCACCGCCCGCGCUGCCCCAGCGCGCGCUCCGACGCCGCCUCCGACGCCGGCUCGGGCUGCGAGGAGGGCGCGCGCCGCCGCGAUCGCUCGGCGCAGCCGCGCGGGCGCCAGUGGCGGCCGGAGCUGACGACGCCCGAGGGCCCCCACCUCCGCACCGCGCUGCGCCAGCGCAGCAGCUCGCGGCGGGGCGCGGCGGGCGCGGACGCGCUGGUGUCCGUGAGCGUCGGGAGCUGGAGCGGGUCCCUGCGCGGGGGCUCGCGCGCCUCCUCGCGCCGCGCGCGCUCGGGCUCGCGGGCCGGGUCCGCGUCGGCGUCGCCGGCGCGCUCCGAGGUGUCCUGCAGCUCGGCGCGCUCCUGGCGCCCCAACAUGAGCGCACCCUCCCUGCCGGCGCGCGGGGAGGCAGUCAUGUCGACUCCGAGGGGGCACCGCUGCUCGCGCCGCGGGCGCGCCACGCCCUCGCCGGCGCGCUCCGACGCCACAGCGUCGGACAUGAGCCUCGCUGGCGGAACGGCGUCGGACAUGAGCAUGGCAUCCAGGAUGUCCCGGCUGUCGCAGCGCUCCCAGCGGCACCUCAGCAGCGAGGAGAUCGAGCUCGCGCAGGCCGACGCCAAGCGGCGCGAGGUGCAGCGCCUCAUGCGGCUGAACGAGAAGGCCUACAAGGAGGCCAUAAGGUGCCCCGACGUCCACCACAGGCACCACUCUCUGUCGGCCACGGUGCCGGAGGAGUUCGAGUUCAGCACCCGGCGGUCCUCACGGAGCAAGGGCGCCUUCCGCGGCUUCGCGGAGGAGUCCUCGGAGGCUGGCCCCUGGGAGCGGUCGCUCCGCGGCGGGGCGGCGGCGGCCGAGUGGCGGCCGCAGCUGACGGUGCCCGAGGGCCCAGAGCUGCACACCGCGGGCCGCUCCCGCAGCCUGUCGUCCGUGCGCUCCGAGCGGGGUGCGGCGGGCCGCUCGCUGUCGCGCGGGCGCACGCCGCGCGAGGACGGGGCGCUGCGGGAGCACCUGCGGCGCGCGGAGGCGGCGCAGGAGAAAGCUGCAGCCGUGCGGCCGGCGCCAGGUCCAGAGCCCCCGCGCGGUCCCGCCGAGUCGCGCGCGGAGCGCGCAAGGGCAACGGCUGUGGCGCAGCAGGACGCGAUCGCCUCUGCACGCCAGCGCCUGUGCGUCUUCUGA